Molecule: messenger RNA, 5430 nt
Organism: Trematomus bernacchii (emerald rockcod)
Lineage: Eukaryota; Metazoa; Chordata; Actinopteri; Perciformes; Nototheniidae
Product: polycystic kidney disease protein 1-like 2
Exons: 30
Coding region: 1-5430 (1809 amino acids)
Biological process (GO): detection of mechanical stimulus
Cellular component (GO): membrane
Molecular function (GO): calcium channel activity; protein binding; calcium ion binding
Source: RefSeq, a predicted model, not a curated record
AUGGUUCUGUGGAACAUUGAGGCCCCAAAGGAAAAAGGCCAGUGGCUAGAUGAAGUUAAAGACAUCCAUGAGUGCUACAAAGAAACAAAGCGACUUAUAAAUCCACAGAAAGGCGGGAUUGAAUACACUGUGGACCAUAAGUUUAUUAAAAAAGCUAAAAGAAAACAGGAUAUCACUGUGGUGAUAACCUCUGUGGAUGUCAAUCUCAUUUACACAACAUUCAUCGUAAUUAAAUCAACGACUCCAGAUCCUGACAACCAAAAUCCAGAAGCCACAACAGCAGGAAAUGGAGACGGUGCAACAAACCCUGCUGGUCCCGCCUCUACAUCACCUGCCACCAUAAGUCAGAGUUCUACCAUCCCUAACAACCCUACCACUGUCGGUUCCACCUCUACAUCACCUUCCACCAUAGGUCAGAGUUCUACCACCCCUAACAACCCUAACAACCCUACCACCAUCGGCCCCGCAUCUACGUCACCUGGAACCAUAAGUCAUAGUUCUACCACCCCUAACAACCCUACCACUGUUGGUUCCGACUCUACAUCACCUGCCACCAUAGGUCAGAGUUCUACCAUCCCUAACAACCCUGCCACCGUUGGUCCUGCCUCUACAUCACCCAGCACUUUAAGUGGCACCACCAUCACCCCUUACAACCCUACCACACUUACAAACCCAAUCACCAAUGAUCCUGCCUCAACAACAGCUAGCUUUGUUAGCAACAGCAAUACCAACCCUAACAGCCCUACCUCACCUACUACCCCUUACACCAAUGGUCCUGCCACAACAUUACCUGGCACGAUGGGUGACAACACUGCCACACUUACCACUGCUAACCCCAGUGAUACAUCUCCAUCAGCAACCAACGACAAUAAUAACCUUAAGUGUAAGCACCUUCUAUGCAGUAAUACCAAUGAAGUGAAGUCGGCCUUUCUUCCACUUGGAAACAGCAGUUGCAACUUCACCCUGAUUAUCAAAGCAACUGCAAAAAAUAGCAGCUAUGAAGCUAACACCACUAUAACUGCAGAGGUACUGGAUUACACAGAAAAUGACACCUCUUCAGUAGAUGGUCUCAAGGUUGCAGUGGAUAAGGCUGUGGCUCUGCUUAAGAAACAAGGUCUACUAUCAGGACAAAAUGUUGGACAGAUAUUUAGUUCUGUGUCAAAGAAACUGAACAGUCAAUCUGAUGAAGCGAAUAAAGCUAAUAGGCAAAAGGGUUUCAACCAAUGUUUCGCUAUACGUUUACAGAUGCUAAGUAUAGACAAGAACCCAUUUGCCUGGCAUGAGGGAGGGAACAUCAGUGGAGUAACAGCUGCUCUAUCUCUCACAACAACAAAUGGCUCUAGUAUCGCUGUGGAGAACUUAAGUGAGAAUAUUAAGAUUCUGUUGCCAAGGCCUGUUGGAGAGCAGGUGAACACCUCAUUUUUAGACCUGGGGAACUUCAGCACAACAAUCAUAGAAGUUGCUUCAGCUGACUCUACGCUGGUUUUAAAGAUGGUGCCCUCCAAUGAUCCUUUACCGUUCAAAAUCCUCCUUGGUUAUAUGGACUUCCCAACUGAAACAAAUAAUGUUGCGAUGACGGAGAUGCCUCACGAUGGUGCAACACAAGAGGAGAGAUACACUUGGCUACUAGACCCCAACGAUUUAAAGGGAAACACUGGAGUGCACUAUCUUGUAGUUAGGCCCAUUGUAGGACCGGGUAUAAAAUCCAUCAAUGCUACUUUGUCAAUUACGCCCAUCAGUGCUGCAUGUAGAUUUUGGGACGAAUCCAAUUUGGAUUGGAGCACUAAUGGAUGCAAGGUUGGUGUUCACAGCACACAUUUGGUCACAGAGUGCCUCUGCAACCACCUCACCUUCUUUGGGAGCUCUUUCUUUGUCACUCCCAACCUCGUUGACCCGUCACGCACUGCUGAGCUGUUUGCAACUUUUGCAGAGAAUCCUUUGGUUGUCUGCUUUGUUGCAUCACUCUUUGGGGCCUAUCUCUUGGUGGUUCUGUGGGCCAGACGGAAAGACAUAAAAGACACAGUCAAGGUAAAAUUGACGGUGCUUGGCGACAACGACCCCAUGGAUGAGUACCGCUACCUGUUGAGUGUCAGCACUGGGCAUCGGAGAGGAGCCGCCACUUCAUCUAAGGUGAUAAUCACACUGAUGGGUUCAGAGGGAAGCAGUGAACCGCAUCAUCUAACGGACUCGAAGAAAUGUGUGUUUGAGAGAGGUGCGGUGGAUUUGUUCCUGCUAACUACGCCCUUUCCUCUGGGAGACCUGCAGAGCAUCAGACUAUGGCACAACAACUCAGGGAGCCAUCCUGCCUGGUAUGUCGGCAAUGUCAUGUUGCAGGAUUUACAGAAAGAGCAGAAAUGUCAUUUUCUUUGCAACUCAUGGCUGGCCAUAGACAUUGGUGGUUGUUCCCUGGAUCAAGUCUUUCCUGUUUCAACAGAGGUGGAUCUAAAGAGGUUCAGUAACUUGUUCUUUAUGAAGACUUCAAAGGAUUUCAGUGACGGACACCUCUGGUACUCUGUGAUCAAUCGACCACCGAGCAGCAACUUCACCUGUGUGCAGAGAGUUUCCUGCUGUUUCACCCUGCUGCUCUGCACCAUGCUUACCAGCGUCAUGUUUUAUGGCAUCCCAACAGAUCCCUCUGAGCAGACCAUGGACAUGGGUCUCUUUGAGUUUACAUGGCAACAGUUCAUGAUCGGAGUACAAAGCUCCCUCAUUAUGUUUCCUGUUAACAUCCUCAUUGUAAGCAUUUUCCGAAACACACGUCCCAGAGAAACGUCUUGUUGCAAGCGCAAAACAGAAAAACCAGAUGCAGAGCAGACGUUUGUCUCUCCAAGUAACACCAACAACAUGAGUGUCAAUGUCACUUUGGACACUGUCAUUAUGGAUAUAAAAAGGAUUGCCCAAUCUCUAUCAAAGACCAUGAAAAGCAACAUCCCAUGCACAGAGUCCGAGUUUGGUCCUGCACAACAAGUUGAUAUCAAUGCUGUCCUUUCUACAGUGGAGCACUUCAUCACAAUGAAUGACAAAGCCAGUGACACCACCCAGCCUGAGCUAGAGUACAGUCCUACUAUGCAUCCUGGGUCAACACUGGAGGGGAUUCAGAAGAAGAGCAACAAAAACCAGUAUCUAUACAGGCAGCUGUGUCACAUCGACAAACAGCUGAGUCAGCUGGGACCCUCCGACUUCCCCGACCCACACAGCUACAGCCGGGCUCUGCAGCAGGUCCAUGGCAUGAAAGUGUUCCUUGAAGAUCAGCUUUUUACAUCCGGCUUUAACAACCCUGAAGAACCCAACCAGAAGAAGUUGAGCCCUGAAGACAGCACUGAUGGUGAUGGUAAUCGGAAGAAAAGAGGGCUUCCAUGGUGGUUCAUUUUUGUUGGCUGGGCGCUUAUGAUCGCAAGCAGUUUUGUUUCAGGAUAUUUCACAAUGCUUUAUGGGUUGAAAUUUGGGAAGGAACGCUCUGCAAGCUGGUUGGUGUCCAUGAUUGUCUCCUUUUUUCAGAGUAUCCUCGUCAUUCAGCCACUGAAGGUGAUAUUUCUGGCAAUCUUCUUUGCACUCGUAAUAAAGAAAGUGGAUGAGGAAGAUUUUCAAAAUGUGGCGUUUGAAAGAAAUUACAAAAAUCUAGGUGAUUGUAAGGAACCACUAACAGUCAGACGGGAUAACAGUCUCUAUGUGCCGCCUGCUGCUGCUGACAUUGAGAAGAUGAAAAGAUACAAGAUUAUGGAACAAAAAGCCUUUGCCCUCCUCAAGGAGAUUUUGACCUACAUGGGGUUUAUGUGGAUGUUGCUGCUGGUGGCGUACGGCGAGAAAGAUCCCAACGCUUUUUUCCUGAAACGACACAUCCGGGAUAGCUUCAGUCAAGGGACCAAAGACAGCAUGAGUCCUGGAGAUGUGUUCACAUGGGCCAACACAUUGCUACUAAAAAACCUUUUUGGAGUUUAUCCAGGAUUUAUCACAGAUGGAAACUCCAAGCUAGUAGGUAAUGCCCGUCUCCGUCAACUGAGAGUGCAGAAGAACUCCUGUCAAAUUGCAGGCUACAUGCAGCAGUUUGUACCAGACUGUCACGCUCCAUAUUCAUGGGACUUGGAGGAUAUGGGCUCCUAUGACCCUGGCUGGAACCAUUUGGUUAAGGAGAAUGUCUCUAGAGGCACCUUCAGCCCAUGGACGUACCAAACACAGACUCAGCUCAGGGCUCAUCCUUUCUGGGGCAAAAUGGUACUGUAUAGGGGAGGUGGCUUUGUAGCGGAGAUCGGCCCGGAUUCACAGAACGCCAGCCGCACCCUUGAGUAUCUGUUCAGGAACACUUGGUUGGAUGCAUACACAAGGGCAAUCUUUGUGGAGUUUACCGUUUACAACGCUAAUGUGAACCUCUUCUGCAUUGUCACACUCUUGCUUGAGACAACAGCUGUAGGAGCUUUUCAAUUCUAUAGUGAGUUGCAGAGUGUUCGUCUUUACCAAUCAACUGGUGGUCUUCACAUCUUUGUCUUGGCUGCUGAGAUCAUAUACCUGCUUUUCAUCCUCUAUUACAUGUUCCUGCAGGCCAAAUUAAUGAAGCAGCAGCGGUGUGCUUACUUGAGGAGCACGUGGAAUCUUCUUGAGCUGUCUAUCAUCUUACUGAGCUGGAGCACCUUGGCCAUCUACAUUAAUAGGACGCUGCUUGGGAACCGCGACAUAACCUACUACCAAAAUCACAAAGACCAAUUUGCAAAUUUUUACGAGACAGCCUCAGCAGACUCAUUGCUCCAAUAUAUGAUCGCCUUCCUAGUCCUGCUUUCCACCUUCAAACUGUGGCACCUGCUCAGACUGAACGCCAAGAUGAACAUGCUCACCGCUGCACUGCAGCGCGCCUGGAGUGACGUAUCCGGAUUACUUCUGGUCAUUGUGGUCAUGUUCGUGGCUUACUCCAUUUCAAGCAACGUGAUUUACGGCUGGAAGGUAUCCUCAUAUAAAACUUUGACAGAUGCUCUCCUGACCCUCAUCAGUUUGCAGAUAGGCAUCUUUAAUUACAACGAGGUCUUGGACAACACCCCCGUGCUCGGUGGAUUACUCUUUGGAUCCUGUAUUGUGUUCAUGACCUUUGUGGUGCUCAAUCUUCUCCUAUCAGUGAUUCUUGUUGCAUUCCACCAGGAGCAAAUAUAUCACAAGCCCUCUGACGAGGAGGAGAUUGUCGACCUGAUGCUGAAGAAAAUCUGCAAAUCCGUCUGCCUCCUCCUCUGCCUGCCACGUCCAAUCACCAACCCCUCGUCUGUGUUCCUCCAUGCAUCCUCGCACACCUGCCCCAGCCUGCUCGCUCUCGUCAGUUCUGGAUCCCCGGCUCACCUCGUCUGUGUUCCUCCGUGCUUCUCCGCACACCUGCUCCAGCCUGCUCGCUCUCGCAAACUCUGUAGAUCCCCGGCUUCGGACCUCCACUCCACCCUGCCCCCGCCUCAUUAG